CCCCUUAAAGGAGCCGCCGAGGCCUUCAGGGCCCGGGCGAAGCAAUUCCUCGGUCCCUGGCCCCAACUGCGGCAUGGAGUCGUCCCGCGGGCCACCUGGGCCCGAGGCGGACCUUGUGACUUUGGAAGAGCAGCAAACCUCGAUCUUAGGCUGCGGGCCGGGCCGAACGUCCUCUGAGGUGUCCCCAGGCCUCCGGGUGUCAGGGGAGGAAGAGAACGUUGGGGGCACGAGUCGUCUCCCCAGGGCGUCCCCGAAGACUUCGAGCUGCAGCAGCGCCCACCGAGCGGAGCGGGAGGCCGAGGACGGGCCGCGCCGGGGAGGAUCGCUGUCUGGGGCGGGGAGCCGCCAGGGGGCUCCGGGUCCCGAGUACGACCCGCCUGGGUCCUCGCUGCGCAAAGACCCGGAGCCGACCGAAGAUCUGCCCGUAUCCGAGAGGGUCAGCCGUCGGGGGAGCCCCGGCGGCGGGGGAGCGGAUGCCGACCGGGAGGAAGACGAGGAGGCGGCGGCGGCGGCCGGCAGGGCGGGCCGGUCGUUCUCCAGCCGCCUUCAGGACAGCCGCAGCCUGGACGGGCUGAGCGGGGCGUGCGGCAGCGCCGGGCCCGCGGGGGGCGGAGAGUCUGUCGCCGGGGGCGGGCGGCGCGCCACCAUCUCCAGCCCCCUGGAACUCGAAGGCACCGUGAGCCGCCAUGGCGACCUCACCCACUUCGUGGCUAAUAAUCUGCAACUCAAGAUCCGUCUGAGCGCUGCCCCUCCACCUCCUGCCCCUGCCCCUGCCCCUGCCCCGCCCUGUCCAGCGCCCGCACCUACGCCCGCCAUCCCCCCCAUCGACCCCGACGUGCUGCGGGACCUGGAGCGGCUGAGUCGGGAGCUGGGCAGCAGGGUGGACCGUCUGCUGCGCGGGCUGGGUGGUGCCGUGCAGGAGUUGACAGCGUUGAGCGUGGGCUGCAUCCAGACCUACCGCGACGCCGUGGACUCCCUCGGCGAAGCCGUGGACAUGAGCAUCAAGGGCAUGUACACCCUGCUGGCGCGCUGCGAGGAACUGGAGCGAGCUCUGCAGCCCGUCCAUGGGCUGGCGCGCCAAGUGCGGGAUAUCCGACGCACCCUGGAGGUGCUGGAGGCCCUGUGCAAAUGAACCGGAGGGCAGGAGAGGCCUGGUUAAUGCAGGCCAGGACCCAGAAGGAUCCUAAGGACUCUGCAAGGAGCCCAGUUGGGGAACAGCCUGUAUGUUGGAAGGUCUUCUAGCAAUGUGUGGCAGGCCCCGUGCUCACUCCCAGGGGCACAGUGCGGACACAUGUGGGGAAGUUCUAAAGUCUCUCCUGGUGGGAGGAGAUGAUACUCAGCUUCUGUUUAGUUGGCCAUCUGUAGCUACCUUAUUCUCCCCAACUUAAUUCUCUAGCUAGAGCACCAUCCUUGGGAAGCCAGGUCUCAGCUUGGGGGACAUUAUUGCCAUUAGCGAUCAAGAAGGAACAAAGGAGGUCCCAGCCCCCACUGUGGCCUUCCUGACUUUAGUCAGUUGCCACAUCUCAGGUGCCAGGGGUUGUGGGAACUUGCGUGGUUCUUAGCCACACAACAUGCAGACAAAAUGCACAUGGGCUGAUGGAUAAGCUGCUUCUGCCCUCUGAACCCCGCCCCUCACCCCUCACCCCUCACCCCCCCCCCCAUACACAUAUUCACACCACCAACCCAUUUCUUCUGUCAGAAUAGGGUGGAGUUUGGAGGAAUGCAUUGUAAGGCAGAGGGGAUGAGCUGGGAGGGGGGGUCUCAUUGGUCUCAGGGUUCAGAUAGAAGGAUUGUUCCUGGUUUUAAAAUCCACCUGUUGUGUUCUAAUGAGUUUUGGCUUUCUGAGCUCUUGUGGAAUUAAAGUGCUGCUGCUGCUG
This is a messenger RNA of Erinaceus europaeus (western European hedgehog), 1877 nucleotides long. RefSeq names its product BLOC-1 related complex subunit 6 (gene BORCS6). NCBI's taxonomy places the organism in Eukaryota, Metazoa, Chordata, Mammalia, Eulipotyphla, Erinaceidae. The transcript has a single exon. Gene Ontology annotation, cellular component: BORC complex. The record is from RefSeq and is a predicted model, not a curated record. The coding region runs from base 74 to 1132 and encodes 352 amino acids. Gene Ontology annotation, biological process: lysosome localization.